AUUACUUCCCUGAUAACUGGUUAACCAAAAGGUUAGUGUUUAUCCUUGAAUAUAUUUUACCUCAGAGCUGGGCAAUGAACCACUGUAGCGGGCUUUGCAUUGCUGCCUCUACCUACAGCUAUUACUGGUCAUUGGAAGACCUUAGAGUCAGAAUCUUCUUGUGUAAGAGCCCUGAAUGCUGUGACCAACCCCAGUGUCUACAGCAUCUUUGCAGCUGUUAAUCUCACUGUUCUCGUUCCUAUUGAAGAAAUUACUGCCUUGAGCAAUUCAGAUAUCUUAGAGAUCCUGCGAACUCUCACUGAUAUCAGAGCAGACCUGACUUCACACAGUGGUACGAAUGCCAUCUCACAGUGAAAGGAAACCCAUUGAGACAUGACACUGAGUAGGCGCUUAGGAGGCCCAGAAAUGCCUUUGGUGUGUUUGGCAGACUUUAAGGCACAUGCGCAAAAGCAGCUGUCUAAGACCUCCUGGGACUUUAUUGAAGGAGAAGCUGACGACGGCAUCACCUACAGUGAGAACAUAGCAGCAUUUAAAAGAAUCCGCCUCCGCCCCCGAUACCUGAGAGAUAUGUCAAAGGUGGACACCAGGACCACAAUCCAAGGGCAGGAGAUCAGUGCUCCCAUCUGCAUCUCACCCACAGCCUUUCACUCCAUUGCCUGGCCGGAUGGAGAAAAGAGCACAGCUAGAGCUGCUCAGGAGGCCAACAUCUGCUAUGUCAUCAGCAGUUAUGCCAGCUAUUCCCUGGAAGAUAUUGUUGCUGCUGCCCCCGAAGGCUUUCGUUGGUUCCAACUCUACAUGAAGUCAGACUGGGACUUCAACAAGCAGAUGGUUCAGAGGGCAGAAGCCUUGGGUUUCAAAGCUUUGGUGAUCACUAUAGAUACGCCUGUACUUGGCAAUAGGCGACGGGACAAGAGAAACCAGCUGAAUUUGGAGGCAAACAUAUUGUUGAAGGAUCUCCGAGCCCUCAAAGAGGAAAAGCCCACACAGUCUGUCCCCGUGUCUUUUCCGAAAGCAUCUUUCUGCUGGAAUGAUCUUUCCUUGCUUCAGAGUAUAACUCGGUUGCCCAUUAUCCUCAAAGGGAUUUUGACGAAAGAGGAUGCAGAGUUAGCAAUGAAGCACAACGUCCAAGGCAUCGUUGUUUCCAACCAUGGUGGGAGGCAGCUUGAUGAGGUUUCUGCUUCAAUUGAUGCUCUGAGAGAAGUGGUGGCUGCUGUCAAAGGGAAAAUUGAAGUGUACAUGGAUGGUGGGGUUCGAACUGGCACUGAUGUGUUGAAGGCACUGGCCCUUGGAGCUAGGUGCAUUUUUCUUGGGAGACCAAUCCUUUGGGGCCUUGCCUGCAAGGGUGAAGAUGGUGUUAAGGAAGUUUUAGAUAUUCUAACAGCAGAACUCCAUAGAUGUAUGACCCUUUCAGGUAUGGAUUUUGCUCAUUCCUCUAGAAUGGAGAUUCAGGUGGGAGGUCUACAGAUGGGAGUUGAAGGUCCUUCAUGCUGGUUAACCUUGCCUUGACUUGAUAGCUGUCCUGAAGACUGAACAGUUAUAGAAAUGUCCUACAAAGAGAUCAAGAACUGCUCUCUGACAGUGGAAACCCUGUAGUUUUCUCUAGGACAGUGUUAGUGCUAAAUUGAUUCAAUUUGUAGGCCACCUAAGGCUUCUGCCCCCGGUGUGAAAUUUCCUACAUUUCUAUUUUAGGAAAGGAAUCUCUCAUUGGUUACAUUUUGUGAUAUACUUUGUUCAUGUUUUGUGUGUAUUGGUGAAGGUGGCUACAUAGAGUUCAAUUCUACACAGACUCUGACUAAAUUCUACCAGCUAUUUCAUUGUCUGUCCUUGAUCACAGCUUCCCAUGCAUUGAUUUCCCUUGCAACCAGGAUUUCAAAACACAUUUGAUAUAAAUAACAUUUUAUCAAGAUGAGCACAAAGGCGAAAGGCUUGCUCCUGAUGCAUCAUCCCAAGCAAUGAAGGAAGAGAAGUGAGCGAGCUCUGUAAUAGAGAGGGGAACACACACACACAAAGAGAGAGAGAGAGAGAGACAGAGAGAGACAGAGAGAGAGAGAGAAACAGAGAGACAGAGAGACAGAGACACAGAGACACAGACACAGAGAGAGACAGAGACACAGAGAGACAAAUACAGUGAAAGAGAUAGAAACAGAGAAAGAUACACAGAGAGAGUGUGCAGGGGCAGGUGUGGAGGUAAAAAGAUAACUCUUGGGAGUUGCUUUCUCCAGCCAUUUUUUGGGAACUCGGGAUCAAACCCAUGCAUUAGAUCUGUGUUCAAAAAUCUCUUCCUGCUAAGUCUUCUCACUUGCCUAGAAACAAGCUUAUAAAGUGGUUGAUUCUUUCAGGCUGCCAGUCAGUUGCUGAGAUUAGUCCAGACCUGAUUCAGUUCUCCAGAUUAUAAGGACCUACUGAGAUCCCUACAAGAGGAAGACAAGACUUCAACAUAGUGUGUGAGCCUAUUCUUCUUCGGUCCGAUCAUACCUAGUAGUUUGAGCCCUCUACCUUGAGAAAUCCAGAUGGAUGAAGAAAAGAUAGCUAACAGCUACCAGAGGGGUGCAUUUGGAUGAAGGAAUAACAUCUAAUGUUCUACAGGAUAACUAUAACUGACAAUUAAUUGACUAUGUCCAAUAGCCAUGUUCCAGAAAGAAAGGAAAUAGUUACAUCUGGUGUGACAUGCCAAUUACCUUCAUUUGAUUAUUAUGUACACUAUACAUUAUUGAAACGUCAUACUGUGCCAUAAUUAUGUGCAAUUACUAUGUAUCAAUUAAAACAACAAUAUAUAUUUAAAAAUGAAGACAGCAUUAUCCUGAUGUUUUACUCAUUCCCUCCUGCAAGAAAUAUUUGGAAUUUAAUAAACUUUAAUCCAUGAAGUCAUAAUGUAGCAGAGAGCAAAUGAAUGUGUGAAUUAUGCAAGGUUCUGACACAGCAUGUUACUGAAGUGUUAUGAUCUAUUGCCUAAUGUCCAUUAUUGACAGUAGCUGACCUCAAAAAAAAAGAGGAAGAUUUUGAAACUCAUUUUCCAGGAUACAUGACUAAAUUAACUAUUCCAGCCACUUACUGAUAUAUGAAAAAGAAGAUAUCUUUAUUCUGGUCAUAAUCAUUUUGUCAAAUAAAUCUAGACCUUUUCAAUAAAGUGUAUAGAGUGAAAA
This is a messenger RNA of Rattus norvegicus (Norway rat), 3143 nucleotides long. NCBI's taxonomy places the organism in Eukaryota, Metazoa, Chordata, Mammalia, Rodentia, Muridae. The record is from RefSeq and is a predicted model, not a curated record.